Molecule: messenger RNA, 975 nt
Organism: Colletotrichum karsti
Lineage: Eukaryota; Fungi; Ascomycota; Sordariomycetes; Glomerellales; Glomerellaceae
Product: snare domain-containing protein
Exons: 3
Coding region: 1-975 (324 amino acids)
Biological process (GO): exocytosis; vesicle fusion; intracellular protein transport
Cellular component (GO): plasma membrane; endomembrane system; SNARE complex
Molecular function (GO): SNARE binding; SNAP receptor activity
Source: RefSeq, a predicted model, not a curated record
AUGUCGUACGGACAGUAUAAUCAGAACCCCUACGCCCAGGGUCCUGGGCAAGAGAGCAGAUAUGGAUAUGCCGACAACAACAAUAACAACCAGUACGGACAGGGCCAAUAUGAGAUGCAGCCCUACGGCGAAGAACCGAACCAGCAGUACGCCAACCAACCGCCACCACCUACCACCUUGAGCCAGCAAGAGUUCCUGUCGCGUGUGCAAUACCUCCGCUCCGAGAUCCAGGGCCUUACUUCCGACAUUGAGAACAUUGCCCAGCUUCACCAGCGCUCCCUCGCCUCCACCGACGCCAGUGCUAGCCAGCAUCUCGAGCAAGCCGUCUCCGCAACGCAGCUCCGCAACACCGCGGUCAGAGACGGCAUCAAGGGCCUCGAGAGGGACCUCGCAAAGACCCAGGACGGCUCUCGCGCGACCAAGAGCGCCCAGCUCAACUCUCUCCGCAACAACUUCAAGUCGGAGCUCUCCAAGUACCAGCAGAUUGAGAACGAUUACCAGAAGCGCUACCGCGACCAGAUCGCCCGUCAGUACCGCAUCGUCAACCCGGAAGCGACGGAAGAUGAGGUCAAGCAGGCAACGGAGGCGGAUUGGGGCGAUGAGGGUAUUUUCCAGACGGCGCUCAAGACAAAUCGCACAGGCCAGGCCAACGCGGUCUUGGGCAACGUCAGGGCCCGUCACAACGAAUUGCAGCGCAUCGAGAAGACCCUGAUCGAGCUCGCUACGCUUUUCCAGGAAAUGGCCACCAUCGUAGAGCAGCAGGACCCCGUCGUCGACGCCGCCGAGCAGAACGCCCAGCAGACCGUCGACAACAUCGCCAAGGGCAACGACGAGAUCACCACCGCCAACAAGCAUGCCCGCAACCGCAGAAAGCUUAAGUGGUGGUGUCUCCUCGUCACCAUCAUCAUCAUCGCCCUCGCCGUCGGUUUGGGCGCCGGCCUGUACUGCGCUAACAACAAGUGCGGCGGCAAGUAA